AUUUCAUUUCUGUACCAUCUUUUCUAAUUAGCGGCAGUGACUCUCACUCUCUCUCUUUCUCUUUCUCUCUCUCCUCUCUCUGAUACGAUUUCUGUGACGUUGCUCAGUUCGCCAUUAAUGGAUUCCAUGGAUCCUACUAGAGCUUUUGUCAAGAAUGUUAAGCGUCUGGUUGUUAAGGUGGGAACAGCUGUGGUUACUCGAGGAGAUGGAAGAUUAGCAUUGGGAAGACUUGGGGCUCUGUGUGAGCAGCUUAAAGAGUUGAAUUCUCAAGACUACGACGUUAUUUUAGUGACUUCAGGAGCUGUUGGUCUUGGACGCCAAAGGCUUAAAUACAGGAGAUUGGCCAAUACCAGUUUUGCUGAUCUCCAAUAUUUACAAGGCGAGUUUGAUGAUGGAAAAGCUUGUGCAGCUGUUGGGCAGGGUAGUCUCAUGGCUCUGUAUGAUACCAUGUUCAGCCAGCUUGAUGUCACCUCGUCUCAACUUCUUGUCACAGAUGGUGUUUUCAGAGAUCGAGCCUUCAAGAAGCAACUUACUGAUACGGUGAAUUCCUUGGUAUCUCUGAGGGUUAUACCUAUUUUCAAUGAAAAUGAUGCUGUCAGCACUAGAAGAGAACCCUUAAUGGAUUCUUCUGGUAUAUUUUGGGAUAAUGACAGCUUGGCUGGCCUGUUAGCUCAGGAACUAAAUGCUGACCUUCUUGUGCUGUUAAGUGAUGUUGAGGGACUGUACAAUGGUCCUCCAAAUGACCCCAAGUCGAAGUUAAUUCAUACUUAUGUCAAAGAGAAACAUCAAGACGAAAUAACAUUUGGAGACAAGUCAAGGUUGGGCAGAGGUGGUAUGACCGCUAAAGUCAAUGCUGCUGUUAGUGCAGCUGAUGCUGGCAUACCUGUUGUUAUUACUAGUGGCUUUGCCGCAGACAAUAUCAUCAAAGUUCUCCAAGGAAAGCGUAUUGGUACUGUAUUUCAUCAAGAUGCACAUUUAUGGCCUGUUGUUAAAGAAGUUUGUGCACGAGAAAUGGCAGUUGCAGCAAGGGAAUGUUCAACGCGGCUUCAAGCCUUGGGAUCUCAAGAGAGGAGGAAGAUUUUGCUUGACAUAGCUGAUUCACUGGAAGCAAAAGAAAAUUUGAUUAAAGCUGAGAAUCAAGCUGAUAUUGCUGCUGCAAUUGAGGCUGGAAAGGACAAGACCGUACUUUCUCGUUUGGCCUUGAAGGCCGGAAAGAUAUCUAGUCUUGCAAGAUCUGUGCGUAAACUCGCUGACAUGGAAGAGCCUAUUGGUCAAGUUGCGGAGAGAUCAGAGCUGGCAGAUGGAGUUAUCUUAGAGAAAGUCUCCUGUCCUUUGGGUGUUCUAUUGGUUGUUUAUGAGUCUCGACCUGAUGCCUUAGUUCAGAUUGCUUCAUUAGCAAUUCGCACUGGCAAUGGUUUACUGCUUAAAGGUGAAACAGACGCCAAGAGAUCGAAUGCAAUCUUUCACAAGGUAAUCACUUCAGCAAUCCCAAGUACAGUUGGUGACGACCUUAUUGGACUUGUGACCUCAAGAGAGGAAAUUCCUGAUCUUCUCAAGCUCGAAGAUGUGAUAGAUCUAGUGAUCCCUAGGGGCAAUAAAAACCUUGUUUCUCAAAUCAAGGAAUCAACAAAUAUCCCUGUUCUUGGUCAUACUGGUGGAGUUUGCCAUGUUUAUAUUGAUAAGUCGGCUAAUUUGGAUAUGGCGAGGAGCAUUGUUCUUGAUGCAAAGAUCAAAUAUGCUGAUACAUCUAAUAUAGUGAAAAAGCUUCUUGUACACAAGGAUGUGUCAAGUAGUGGAAAAUUAAGUGAACUCGUUGCAGAACUCCAAGUUAAAGGCGUUUCAAUGUAUGGUGGUCCUAAAGCAAGCACCUUGUUUAGUAUUGCUGAGGCUAGCCCUUUCCAUCUUGAGUACGAUAAGGUGGCUUGCACAGUCGAAAUUGUUGAGGAUAUUUAUGCUGCCAUUGACCAUAUUCGUCAAAAUGGGAGCUCUCAUUCUGAUUCUAUUGUCGCAGAAGACGAAGAAGCUGCUGAACUUUUCCUCAAUAAAGUAAACAGCCCUGGGGUAUGCCAUAAUGGAAGCACAGUGUCCUGUAAUGGAGGAAGCUCUGAAAUUGAUGCUAAGGUUGAAAUAAAUUCGAAUGGGAUUCACAUUCGAGAUCCUGUUGGAGUAGAAGGAUUGCUAACAACACAAUGGGUAAUGAGAGGGAAUGGGAAGGUGGCAUCUGGUCAUAAAGGGAUCAACCACGUCCAAAAAGCGCUUCCUAUGAAAGCUUAAGUUGUAAAAAAAGUGCUUAUCCUAUAUUUUAAAUGCAACUACUAAGAAGUGAGAUCCAAUACAUUGUAGUAUUUGACCUUUUUUCUUCUUUUUCUGAUAAACUAGUUUCCCUGUUUUGGUCCCCUUGCCAUUUUUUACCUUGAUCAAGGGGACACAAUAUUAUGCGGUAUGCACUAGUGUCUAGUACUACAUCAACAAUAAUAUGCUAAAGUAGUGUUUUAUUUUA
Molecule: messenger RNA, 2500 nt
Organism: Cannabis sativa
Lineage: Eukaryota; Viridiplantae; Streptophyta; Magnoliopsida; Rosales; Cannabaceae
Product: delta-1-pyrroline-5-carboxylate synthase
Exons: 20
Coding region: 118-2274 (718 amino acids)
Cellular component (GO): cytoplasm
Molecular function (GO): glutamate-5-semialdehyde dehydrogenase (NADP+) activity; ATP binding; glutamate 5-kinase activity
Source: RefSeq, a predicted model, not a curated record